Capsicum annuum is the source of this 1839-nucleotide messenger RNA. Its product is annotated as bZIP transcription factor 53. Lineage: Eukaryota; Viridiplantae; Streptophyta; Magnoliopsida; Solanales; Solanaceae. Gene Ontology annotation, cellular component: nucleus. The record is from RefSeq and is a predicted model, not a curated record. Bases 1111 to 1545 code for a protein of 144 amino acids. Gene Ontology annotation, biological process: positive regulation of DNA-templated transcription. Gene Ontology annotation, molecular function: DNA-binding transcription factor activity; transcription cis-regulatory region binding. The transcript is spliced from 2 exons.
UCCAUUGGUUCUUUUUGUUUUCUUAAUUUUGUUUGGUUGAUUUCUUGAUUUGAAUUGAUGGUAAAGAGAAAUGGAUCUAUCUUGGUUGGUGGGAUAAGGAUGAUAACUGCGAGAUUUUUCAUGUGAUUAUAUUAUUUUGUGUCCCUUUUCGUUUGGUUGGUGGGAUAAGGAUAACAAUUCCGAGAAAUUUCAUGUGAUUAUUUUAUUUUGCGUUCAGUCCAUGUGAUAUCCUUGUCUAUUUCAUUCCGCGGCCAAUCAGCUGACCCCUAAGCCGAUGACGAAUAAGCUAGGCAUAAGUCAUAUCUAUUGAUUCAAAGAUUUGAACUUUAGUAAUUUUUAACCUUUAUAUAGUAACUGAUUUGGUGACGGUUAAUUUAGUGACAUUUGUUUUAUGUUUUGCAAAAACUGUAAUUUAAAGUUGGACUUUUUGUUGUUGAAGAUCUUCAAACUCAACAACAAUAACGGUCACGGUAUAUUCCAUAAUGAGGUUUGGGGAGGGGGUAGGUGUACGGAGAGACCUAUGUUGCUCGGUCUCUUCAAAAAUGUCGUUGGGUACGUGUCGGAUCCUUCAAAAGUAGUGGAUCUGACACGGGUGCGGCCACAUUUUUGGAGAGACCGAGCACCUUAGAAGCAGAUUUUACUCCUAUCUUUGUGGGGUUUGUGGAGGGAGAUGUUGUUUCCGCUAGACCCUUGGCUAAGAUAAAGGCCCGGAAAAUGAGUUCUCAACUUUGUGAAAGAUUCGAAGAAUUAAGUUGAGAAAUCUCAAAAAGAUCUUUUUGCUGUCGGGAUUUAAAUCUACUCUUGAAAUUAUUUGUUUCUGGAAGAUUGAUCGAGGUUUCUUACGAAGUUUCAAUGUUUGAUUCGUAGUUCCAAAAUUUCUUCAUGACUUUCUCUAUCCGUAUGCGUAGAAUCCGGAUCCUUCACUCUUUCUCAGUCGUCUUUCUUUACUGGUUCUAUGAUUUUUCAUGAACUAGCCUUCGUCAUUGUCUUGUUCCAGUUUUCGUUAGAAAAGUCCGUAGCCACACUAUCAAAAAGUUUGCUGAUUUAACAAAUUACGCGUAGUUUCUUGUUGUUCUAUUUUUGAUCAUUCAUCAAAUCGGCCCGAGAGACAUGACUUUGACUCCACAAUCCGUGAGUUCUGGUUCGGAUGCUGAUCCGAGGUAUGUAAAGUUUGAUGAAAGGAAAAUGAAGAGAAUGGAAUCCAACCGCCAGUCGACCAAGAGGUCACGGAUGAGGAAGCAGCAGCGUUUGGAGGAGUUAAAGAGCGAAACAACUCAGCUGCAGAACCAGAACAGUAUCUGCCGCGAUAAGAUUGAUUCUGUCGAAAGGAAGUAUCAUUCCGUUGACACUGAGAACAACGUGUUGAGGGCUCAACUCGCAGAACUGACUGAACGGUUGAAUUCGCUGAACGAACUCACUCAAUUCUGGGCUGAUACCACUGGAUUUCCUGUCGACGUUGCUGAAAUUCCCGACAUUUUGCUGGAGCCGUGGCAACUGCCGUGCCCAACUCAUGCUAUCGCUGCUUCCGAUAUGUUCCAAUUUUGAGCUGCUGGUCUGAUUAUUGACAUUCAAAUAGCUAGUUUGUUGUGGUCUAGUAGUUUGUAGCUAAGUUGCUCGGACUCUCCAAAAAUGUUGCCACACCCGUGUUGGAUCCUUCAAAUUUACACUAUUUUUGGAGGAUCCGACACGCACCCCUUGACAUUUUUGAACAGUCCAAGCAACAUAGGUUUGUAGUAGUAUUUUGUCAGAUAUUUGGUUUCUAUGUUUAUAUAUAUGCAUCUUGGUGUAAUUUGGAUGAUAUUGGGCUUUUUGUUUCAAAGGUAUUUCUUCAUUCUGUGA